CCCAUACAUACACCCCAGACUUCGGUUCUUUAGCGCAGGGACCGACCAAGCGUAAGCCACGCUCUCGCGCCAGCACUGGAUGAAACGGAGGUCCAGUCACCAGUGCAAUCCUCAACCCGCACUCCACAGUUCUCCAGAUCUCCACGUUUUCAUCCAAGCUAGUCACAGCCCGGAAGAAUGUGGGGAGACACUCGAGGCAAAAUUUUGGUUGCUGGGAGGUUGCAGCUAUCCUAGUUUUUUCCGCCUCUUGGGUGCAUGCCGUCCCCAGUCCUAGUCUACUUCUUGAAAGCAUGAAGCAUGGGGAUACCGGUAUGUGGGGAUCGAGCUACCCAAGAAUGCUCAGCGGAGAAGCUAUAUAAGUAAAUGGCUUCAUCUCCCGGUUCCUGCUGCUCAUCAAUUCUGUCAGCUUCCCCGGACCCGCAGUUUCAAAGGUUCAAGGGAAUUCACCUCGUCUCCGGAUCGACACUGCAGAAAGCCCUCGACAAUGGCUCUCCCACCUAAGUGGUACCAGUUCCUCAUCGGCCUUUUUGCGUCGAUAGGCUCCUUCAACUACGGUUACGAUCUGGGUAUUAUCGCCCAAGUUGUUGCCUCCGACUCUUUCGAUACCAAGUUCAAGCCCAAUGAAGACCAAACGGGUCUCGUCGUCUCCCUAUUCACUGCCGGUGCUUUCUUCGGUGCUUUCCUCGCUGGUUACUCCGGAGAUCUGAUCGGACGUCGUGCCACUAUCGGUGUUGCCUCUGCUGUCUUUGUGUUGGGCGGAUGUCUCCAGGCGGGAGGACAGAAUAUCGGAUACCUUCAAGCUGGACGAUUCAUUGGUGGUAUUGGAGUUGGUUGCAUGUGUAUGAUCGUUCCUCUGUACCAGGCUGAGCUUGCACAUCCGUCUAUCCGUGGACGUAUCACUGCUCUGCAGCAGUUUAUGCUGGGAGUGGGAGCUCUCUGCGCAUCUUGGAUCGGUUACGGCUGUUACACUGGAUUUGCCUCGGACGAUGACCGCCAAUGGCGUGUUCCCCUCGGUCUCCAGAACAUCCCAGCAGGAAUCCUCGGUCUUCUCAUCUUCAUGUUCCCCGAGUCUCCUCGAUGGCUUAUCGACAACGGCAAGACCGAGGAGGGUCUUCAGAUUCUUGCCAACCUGCACGCCCAUGGCAACAAGGACGAUCCUUGGGUGAAGGUUGAGUUCGAGCAGAUCCAGGAAGCUCUGACCCACGAGCACGACCACUCGGCCAAGACCUGGGGCGAGCUGUUCAAGAACAAGUCCAACUUCCGCCGCAUCUUCAUUUGCGUAGCUCUGCAGUGUGCCACCCAGAUGACCGGUGUAUCCGCAAUCCAAUACUAUUCGCCCACCAUCUUCGGUCAGAUCGGUCUCUCGACUGAGGAGACCCUCAAGUACCAGGCCAUCAACAGUAUUAUCGCCUUGGUCGGCCAGUUCCUGUGUAUGCUGUUCAUCGACCGCCUUGGACGUCGCUGGCCCCUGAUCAGUGCCAAUGUUUUCAACGCCUUCUGCUUCCUUGCCGGCAUGAUUCUCCUCCAGCAGUUCCCCCCCGGGAGUGUGAACUCUCCUCGCUCUGCACAGAUCGGAUUCAUCGCCACAACUUGGCUCUUCAAUUUCAGUUUCAGUGCUGCUUGCGGUCCUCUAUCCUGGAUUGUUCCUGCCGAAGUUUUCAACACCGCCACCCGAUCCCGCGGUGUAUCCCUCGCCACCAUGGCCUCGUUCGCCAUGAACACCAUGAUUGGCCAGGUCACCCCCAAGGCCAUGACGGACGUCGGCUGGAAGUUCUACAUCCUCUUUGUCGUCUGCAACUUCGCCAACGCCAUUUUCUUCUGGGCACUCCUCCCGGAGACCAGCAAGGUCCCUCUGGAGGCCAUGGACAACCUAUGGGAGAAUGCGCCCUGGUUCGUUCCGACCAUGCGUCGCAAGGACUACCUUGCGGAGCUCGAGCACGAGGUCGAAGAUGUCAACGAGAAGAACCAGGUUCUCGCCACCUCUGCCCAUAUUGGCGAGGUGAAGGACUGAGUGCGUGGAGGUUGUGGAGGUGUCAUGAAUUUACUUUUUCCUUUGAUAUUACUGUGUAUGGAGACUUAAUGUAUAUAUGGGGGUUGGGGCGGCAUGUCGGUAUGUAUGUCGGUAUGUAUGUAGCUAUGAGACUUGUAAUCGUCUUGUUGCUGGGAGCGAACAUAAUUUCAUGUAUACUCAUAUUACCUAUUUUACAU
Tricharina praecox is the source of this 2208-nucleotide messenger RNA. RefSeq names its product general substrate transporter. The record is from RefSeq and is a predicted model, not a curated record. The transcript has 5 exons. Lineage: Eukaryota; Fungi; Ascomycota; Pezizomycetes; Pezizales; Pyronemataceae. Bases 485 to 2011 code for a protein of 508 amino acids. Gene Ontology annotation, biological process: transmembrane transport; carbohydrate transport. Gene Ontology annotation, cellular component: membrane. Gene Ontology annotation, molecular function: carbohydrate:proton symporter activity.